Messenger RNA from Alexandromys fortis (reed vole), 1208 nucleotides. Its product is annotated as olfactory receptor 13A1-like. Gene Ontology annotation, molecular function: odorant binding; olfactory receptor activity; G protein-coupled receptor activity. The record is from RefSeq and is a predicted model, not a curated record. NCBI's taxonomy places the organism in Eukaryota, Metazoa, Chordata, Mammalia, Rodentia, Cricetidae. Bases 230 to 1192 code for a protein of 320 amino acids. Gene Ontology annotation, biological process: G protein-coupled receptor signaling pathway. Gene Ontology annotation, cellular component: membrane. The transcript has a single exon.
ACGUGUUUGAGAGGAUGAGGAAGGUACAGAUGUCCCCCUUGAUCCAAGAAUACAGGGUGAGAGAUUCUAGGUGGGAAACCAAAGUGAAUGAAACACCAAAUGGUCUGGUAAGGACACAAGAGACAGAGGCUUUCCUGAUGGAAGUACACUCACUCUCUCCUUUUCUGACAACACAGAAUCUUGAGACGAUCAAGUUUCAAACUCAGGCUUUGGAGAUUUGAACAGUAAUAUGUUCUCAGAAGCUGGCGGACACACAACGAUGGUUAGUCCCAAUGAGACAAUGGUGACUGAGUUUGUGCUGGAAGGGUUCUCAGAGCACCCUAGUCUGAGACUGUUCCUGACUGGCUGCUUCCUGACCCUCUACACAAUGGCUCUCAUAGGAAACACUCUGAUCAUUGUUUUGGUCACCUCCAGCACUGGGCUCCACAGUCCCAUGUACUUUUUCCUGUGCAACCUGGCCACCAUGGAUAUUAUCUGCAUGUCCUCUGUGAUGCCCAAGGCAUUGCUUGGUCUUGUGUCUGAGAAAAACACCAUCUCCUUUAAUGGUUGUAUGACUCAGCUCUUCUUCCUUGUCUGGUCUGGAUCCUCUGAGCUGCUGCUGCUCACGGUCAUGGCCUAUGACCGCUAUGUGGCCAUCUGCCAUCCCCUGCACUACAGCUCUAGGAUGAGCCCACAGCUGUGUGGGGCCCUGGCCAUGGGUGUGUGGUCCAUCUGUGCUCUGAAUUCAUCCAUCAACACUGGUCUGAUGACACGGCUGUCAUUCUGUGGCCCCAACGUCAUCACCCACUUCUUUUGUGAGAUCCCUCCACUCCUCCUUCUCUCCUGUACCCCCACAUAUGUGAAUAGCAUCAUGACUCUCAUGGCAGAUGCCUUUUAUGGAGGCAUCAACUUCUUCCUCACCUUGCUCUCCUAUGGCUGCAUCAUCGCCAGCAUCCUGCGCAUGCGUUCUGCUGAGGGCAAGAGGAAGGCCUUCUCUACCUGCUCCUCCCACCUCAUCGUGGUCUGUGUGUACUACUCCUCUGUGUUCUGUGCCUACAUCAGUCCUGCCUCCAGCUACAGCCCAGAGAGAAGCAAAGUGACCUCAGUGCUGUACUCGGUCCUCAGCCCAACCCUGAACCCCCUCAUCUACACACUGACGAACAAGGAUGUCAAGCUGGCCCUGGGGAGGCUCCUGCCCUCUUUCUCACAUUAAGUGGAGAUGUGCAGGU